AUGUGGGUGUUUGUUUUGGGUCACGCUUUACACCGGUUGAGCCCGCCUCGCGCGUGUCUCCGCAGCGCAGUCCGUAGUCUCCGCCCGCUCGGCCCGCGCCCUGGAGCAAACCGAAGCCCAUCUCUGCGCCAUCUCAGUGCAGAAGGACGCGGCUGUUUGGCUCCGCUCACUUUGAUCCAUUUUACUGAACGACACAUUUUGCUCUUAAAGGUCGCGUCGAAGCCUUUGAAGUCCCACGUCACACCCUCCGCACAGACGCAGGCCGACGACUCCCUGCAAACCCAUGGCGUGAGUGCGGUGCCCCCCCGACCACCGGGGGGCGUCCUUUUACAUGUUUCUGCAGGCGCGGGGUUGAUGGGGCGGUGA
This is a messenger RNA of Knipowitschia caucasica, 366 nucleotides long. The record is from the annotation of a GenBank genome assembly. Lineage: Eukaryota; Metazoa; Chordata; Actinopteri; Gobiiformes; Gobiidae.